GCAAUUUAUUCAUUUAUUUUUGUUACGGUAAAUAGCGUUUCGUUAACUUACUCAGUCCUCUAUGACGGUGUGCGUGCGCAAACCCUAACCUAGUUCUUCUAUAUCGGCACCUCUAUCCCCUGAACCCUGUUCCAUCUUCCAACCAUGGCGAACCAAGACUUCGAAGAGCGCUCGCAGCAACCGCAGGAGCUAGGGUACGACCCGAACUUUGUCCCCGACUCGGUAAAAUCUUUUGUGGUUCACCUGUACCGUCACAUCCGCGAAAAGAACGUGUACGAGAUCCACCAGAUGUACGAGAGCUCCUUCCAGACCCUCUCGGAGCGUCUCUUCAAGGAUACCCCGUGGCCCUCCGUGGACGCCGUCGCGCACUACGUCGACAACGACCACGUCUUCUGCCUCCUCUACCGCGAGAUGUGGUUCCGCCACCUCUACGCUCGUCUCACUCCGACGCUCCGCCAGCGCAUCGACUCGUGGGACAACUACUGCAGCCUCUUCCAGGUUGUCCUCCACGGCGUCGUCAACAUGCAGCUCCCCAACCAGUGGCUAUGGGACAUGGUCGACGAGUUCGUCUACCAGUUCCAGAGCUUCUGCCAGUACCGUGCCAAGAUGAAGAGCAAGACUGAACAAGAAAUCGCCCUCUUGCGCCAGUUCGACCAGGCCUGGAAUGUUUUCGGGGUCCUCAACUUCCUCCAGGCGCUGGUGGAGAAGAGUGCCAUUAUUCAGAUUCUGGAGCAGGAGAAGGAGGGGCUCGAGCAGUUUACCGCGACCGAUGGUUAUGAUUACAAUGGGGGGAGCAAUGUGCUGAAGGUGUUGGGGUAUUUUAGCAUGGUGGGCUUGCUUAGGGUUCAUUGUCUUUUGGGGGAUUAUCAUACCGGGCUCAAGUGCUUGCUUCCUAUUGAUAUUACUCAGCAAGGGGUUUAUACCAGUGUUAUUGGGAGUCACAUCACCACCAUUUAUCACUAUGGUUUCGCCAAUCUCAUGCUCCGCAGAUAUGUGGAAGCAAUUCGUGAAUUUAACAAAAUUCUCUUGUACAUCUUUAAGACAAAGCAGUAUCAUCAGAAAUCACCCCAAUAUGAGCAGAUACUGAAGAAAAAUGAACAAAUGUAUGCCUUACUGGCAAUUAGCCUUUCACUCUGCCCCCAAAGCAGGCUUGUUGAUGAAACUGUGAACUCUCAGUUACGUGAGAAGUAUGGUGAAAAGAUGGUUAGAAUGCAGAGGUAUGAUGAUGAGGCAUUUGCUAUCUAUGAUGAGCUCUUCUCAUAUGCAUGCCCCAAGUUCAUUACCCCUUCAGCACCUAGUUUCGAGGAGCCUCUAGUAAAUUACAAUCAGGAUGCCUAUAGACUUCAGUUGAAACUGUUCCUUUAUGAAGCAAAGCAACAACAGUUGCUAUCAGGUGUCCGCACCUUCUUGAAAGUGUAUUCAACAAUCUCCCUCACAAAACUUGCAAGUUACAUGGAAGUGGAUGAACCCACCUUAAGGACUAUCUUGAUGACAUACAAGCACAAGACACAUGCUGUUGAUAGUGAUGGGAAAAUUACAUCCAAUGCCGAUUUAGAUUUCUAUAUUGAUGAUGACACAAUUCAUGUUAUGGAGUCUAAGCCUGCCAAACGUUAUGGGGAUUACUUUUUGCGUCAGAUUGUCAAGCUUGAAGGGGUGAUCAAUGAGAUGGACGGUAUAAAGCUGGAGUGAGUUACUGCCUGUAAGACGCUAAAAGGAUUUGAUAGUAUUCCGUUGUAGGUUUCCCUUUCUACUUGCUUGCCAGGCCGAGUUUUUCCUGAGGAGUCUGUGUUUUUGAGGUGGAGGAUGUAGUUAGCUUUCUACAUGUAAUUCUAAAAUUUUCUUUCCUCAACUUGAUUUUAUUUAACGAAUUAACUUAUCCAUUUAUUGUUUCAAAAGAGGGCUUACAGAAGUUAAUAAUUCUUCAUGUGUUGCUCGUUUUAAUUCAUGAUUUAUAGCUUAAACACUGUGUUCUGUCUCCCAGCAACAAAGUUAUAUUGUACUAGUA
This is a messenger RNA of Glycine soja, 2005 nucleotides long. Its product is annotated as eukaryotic translation initiation factor 3 subunit L-like. Gene Ontology annotation, biological process: translational initiation. Gene Ontology annotation, molecular function: translation initiation factor activity. The transcript has 6 exons. Gene Ontology annotation, cellular component: cytoplasm; eukaryotic translation initiation factor 3 complex. NCBI's taxonomy places the organism in Eukaryota, Viridiplantae, Streptophyta, Magnoliopsida, Fabales, Fabaceae. The coding region runs from base 145 to 1689 and encodes 514 amino acids. The record is from RefSeq and is a predicted model, not a curated record.